Messenger RNA from Archocentrus centrarchus (flier cichlid), 6928 nucleotides. RefSeq names its product myosin X (gene myo10). The transcript has 41 exons. Gene Ontology annotation, cellular component: myosin complex; cytoskeleton; filopodium. The coding region runs from base 441 to 6704 and encodes 2087 amino acids. Gene Ontology annotation, molecular function: ATP binding; phosphatidylinositol-3,4,5-trisphosphate binding; actin filament binding. The record is from RefSeq and is a predicted model, not a curated record. Lineage: Eukaryota; Metazoa; Chordata; Actinopteri; Cichliformes; Cichlidae. Gene Ontology annotation, biological process: cytoskeleton-dependent intracellular transport; regulation of cell shape; regulation of filopodium assembly.
GAGCGUCUCUAAAGUUUGACCGGUGUGUCGUUUAGUCGCAUAACCUGCACCCUCUCACUGCCGAUCAAACAAACCGACCACCGAACUUCACGGAGCAAAAAGUGACCCCGGACACGCAGCGGGGACGCGCGGAGGACACGGAGAGGGCUCCGGGAGGAGAAGCCCCCAAAGUUUUGUGUUAAAGGACUCUGUGCUGGAUGAGUAACCCAGGAAACAAAAGAGUACAUUUACUACUGUAGCGCCACACUGACUGACUGACUCUGUGAGUGUCCUCCGUCCUGCACACUCUCAGGAGGAAGAUGAUGCACUGAAACUUUUGGAUCUGCUGCCUUCGUCUUUCUGGGUUUUUGUUGGGAAUCCCACUAACAACACAUGAGUGGGAUUGACCGGACGCGCGGGUUCCAUACAGUAAAUCCCCGGGGAUUAAAAUAACGAGGGCAAUGGAUAAUUUCUUCACGGAGGGUGACCGGGUGUGGUUACGGGAGGAUGAGCAGUUCCUCCCCAGCACUGUGUCCUCUUGCUCCGGGGGUGUUGUCGUCUUUGCCACAGACUAUGGCCAGGUCUACACCUACAAGCAGAAUACACUCACCAGGCAGAAGGUGCAGCCCAUGCACCACAGCAGCAUCAGAGGGGUGGAGGACAUGGCGAGCCUCGAGGACCUUCACGAUGGCGCCAUCAUGCACAACCUCUACCUGCGCUACAAGCAGAGACACAUCUAUACAUACAUCGGUUCCAUCCUGGCAGCGGUGAACCCGUACCAGCCGCUCCCUGGCCUGUACGAUCGACCUGCUGUGGACACGUACAGCCAGCACCACCUCGGUGAAAUCUCGCCGCACAUCUUUGCCGUCGCCAAUGAGUGCUACCGGUCGCUGUGGAAGAGGCUGCAGAACCAGUGUGUCCUCAUCAGUGGAGAGAGUGGAGCUGGUAAAACAGAAAGCACCAAGCUGAUCCUGAAGUUCCUGUCUGCCAUGAGCCAACACUCACUGGAAGUAUCGUCCCGAGACAAGACAUCACAUGUGGAAGAGGCGCUGCUGGAGAGCAGUCCCAUCAUGGAGGCCUUUGGGAACGCCAAGACUGUGUACAACAACAACUCCAGCCGCUUUGGGAAAUUUGUCCAGCUGCAUUUCAGCCAGAAAGGCAACAUCCAGGGAGGCAAAAUUGUCGACUACCUCUUAGAAAAGAACCGAGUGGUCCGGCAGAACCCGGGGGAGAGAAACUACCACAUUUUCUACGCCAUAUUAGCAGGGACUAACAACCAGCACAGAGAGGCGUUCGGCUUGACACAUCCUGACAGCUACCACUACCUGAGACAGUCCGACUGCCACGCCGACAAGACAAUCAAUGACAAGGGCACUUUUCAGGAUGUUCAGAAUGCCAUGCGGACAAUGCAGUUCUCAGAGCAGAACAUCACCGAGAUCCUGCGCCUCCUGGCCGGGAUCCUCCAUGCGGGGAACAUCGAGUUUGUGACGGCCGGAGGAGCUCAGAUUUCCUCCAAAUCAGCUCUCAGCUGGACAUCUGAACUCUUGGGGCUGAACUCAGAUCAGUUAGCUGAGGUCCUGACGCACCGGUCCAUGAUCCUCAGGGGCGAGGAGAUCUCCACACCGCUAACUGUGGAACAGGCGGUGGACUCCCGGGACUCCAUGGCCAUGGCACUUUAUUCUCAGUGUUUCAACUGGAUCAUCCGCAGACUCAACGGCCGCAUCAAGGGCAAAGAAGACUUCAAGUCCAUCAGCAUCCUGGACAUCUUUGGAUUUGAGAACUUUGAGGUCAACCGCUUUGAGCAGUUCAACAUCAACUAUGCAAAUGAGAAGCUUCAGGAAUAUUUUAACAAGCACAUUUUCUCCCUGGAGCAACUUGAAUACAAUAAGGAAGGCCUGGUUUGGGUUGACAUAAACUGGAUGGACAAUGGAGAAUGUCUGGAUUUGAUUGAGAAGAAACUGGGUCUUCUGGCACUGAUGAAUGAGGAGAGUCACUUCCCCAAAGCCACGGACGACACCUUACUGGAGAAACUCCACAGCCAGCACUCAAAAAACCCUUUCUAUGUGAAGCCGCGUGUUGCUGUGCACUACUUUGGAGUCAGACACUAUGCAGGAGAGGUGGUGUAUGACGUGCGGGGGAUGCUGGAGAAGAACAGAGACACCUUCAGAGACGACAUCCUGAACAUGCUGAGGGAGAGCAGGUUGGACUUCGUCUAUGAUCUCUUUGAACACGUACUGAGCCGGAACAAACAGGACACUCUGAAGAGCAGCAUCAAGCACAGACGGCCCACAGUCAGCUCCCAGUUUAAGGACUCUUUGCACUCCCUGAUGGCCACGCUCAGCACCUCCAACCCAUAUUUUAUCCGGUGCAUCAAACCAAAUACACACAAGAUGCCUGAUCAGUUUGACCAGACCUUGGUUCUCAACCAACUCAGGUAUUCCGGCAUGUUGGAAACGGUCAAGAUUCGACGCACCGGCUUCCCCGUCCGGAGAACUGUCCAGGACUUCUGCUCGAGGUACAAAGUACUGAUGCGUGGUUCAUCGAUGCCAGAUGACCCCAGAGGGUGCUGCACCCAGCUGCUGCACCUCUAUGACAGCAGCCGGGCAGAGUGGCAGCUGGGCAAGACCAAGGUCUUCCUUCGGGAGUCUCUGGAGCAUCGCCUGGAGAAGCAGAGGGAGGUGGAGGUGCUGAAAGCAGCCAUGAUCAUCCAGGCCCAUGUCAUGGGCUUCAUGGCCAGGAAGCAGUACAAGAAGCUGCUGCAGUGUGUUGUGGUCAUCCAGAGGAACUAUCGGGCUUUCUACUGGAGGAGGAAGUUCUUGCUGCUCCGCUGGGCAGCGCUCACCUUCCAGAAGCAUCUGCGAGGGCAGCUGGCCCGUCGGACCUACACCCGGAUGCUGGAGGAGAGGAGGAAAAGGGAGGAGGAGGAGCGCCGCAAGUGGAUGGAAGAGAUGGAGAGGGAGAGACAGAGGCUGGAGGCUGAGAGACUCAGCAGAGAGGCUGAGGAAGCCAGGCGAGCAGAGGAGCUGCGUCGUGCUGAGGAGCUGGCCUCUCUGCUUUUGUCUCAGGCUCAAAACGCAGCAGCAGCUGCAGCAUCACCGGACGCCUUUGAGGAGCUGGAGUCAGCGGAAAGCUCUGUGGAGGCGUCGGAAGAGGAGGAGGCAAUACGUCCACACGAGGCGUCUCAAGUGGAGGAAAUUCUUCGUCUGGAGCGGGAGAUCCAAGCGCUGCAGAGGCAGAAGGAGCGUCAGGAGCUCUCUUUGACUGAAGCCUCCCUGAACCGCCUGCAGCGCCUUCGCGACCAGGAGCUGCGGCGGCUGGAGGAUGAAGCCUGCAAGGCGGCACAGCAGUUCCUGGACUCACUGAACUUUGACGAGAUUGACGAGUGCGUGAGGAACAUUGAGAGCUCCUUGGGCGUGGGUGAAGAGGAUGAGAAGAAGGAGGACGGCCAGAGGAGAGGCGGUGAAGAAGAAGAGGUCGAUGAAGGGUUCGGGGCUGAUGACGAUGCCUUCAAAGACUCACCAAACCCAAGUGAACACGGCCACUCGGAUGGCCAGCGCACGAGCGGGAUCCGAACGAGCGAUGACUCUUCUGAAGAAGACCCGUACGCCAACGAUGCUGUGAUACCAUCGCUGCCUCCGACCACCGUGCUUCAUCACUCUUUGCCAAUGAUGCCUUCAGCCUGCCACAGCGCCUCAUCCAGCGGGGACUCAGCUUACUGCCAUCCUCAGGCUUCAUCUGAGGCUCAGUCCGAUGAGCUGGUGGAGCUGAUACCUCCUGAUGAGGAUUCGGACUAUGACCAGGACGACUAUGAUGAGGGUGCCAUCGUGUCUAGUGGUAGCAUGGCUUUCUCCAACCCUCGCAGUGGGCAGUGGUCUCCGGAUUACCGCGGAUCUGUCGGCACCUACAACAGCUCAGGGGCUUACCGCUUCAGCUCCGAGGGGGCUCAGUCAUCGUUUGAGGACAGCGAGGACGACUUCGACAGGUUCGACACAGAUGAUGAGCUGUCUUAUCGUCGGGACUCGGUCUACAGCUGCGUCACGCUCCCGUACUUCCACAGCUUCCUCUACAUCAAAGGUGGUCUGAUGAACACGUGGAAGCGGCGUUGGUGUGUUUUGAAGGACGAGACUUUCCUGUGGUUCAGAGCCAAGCAGGAGGCUCUGAAGCAGGGCUGGCUGCACAAGAAGGGCGGGGGCUCGUCGACGCUGUCCCGCCGCAACUGGAAGCGGCGCUGGUUCGUGCUACGCCAGAGCAAGCUCAUGUACUUCGAGAAUGACAGCGAGGAGAAGAUGAAGGGGGUGCUGGACAUGCACAAUGCCAAAGAAAUCAUCGAUAACACCGGGAAGGAGAACGGCAUCGACAUAGUGAUGCCAGAGAGGACCUACCAUCUGAUCGCCGAGUCUGCUGAGGAUGCCAGUCAGUGGUUCAGCGUGCUGAGUCAGGUCCACAUCUCCACAGAGCAGGAGAUCAGAGAGAUGCAUGAUGAGCAGGCCAAUCCCCAGAAUGCUGUGGGAACCCUGGAUGUGGGCAUGAUCGAUUCAGUGUGUGCGUCAGAUAAUCCAGAGAGGCCAAACUCCUUCGUCAUGAUCACGGCGGACCGCGUGCUGCACUGCAACGCUGACACGCCUGAGGAGAUGCACCACUGGAUCACUCUGCUGCAGCGCUCCAAAGGAGACACCCGAGUCGACGGGCAGGAGUUCAUCAUCCGAGGCUGGCUGCACAAAGAGAUGAAGAACAGCACCAAAGUCUCACUGAAGCUGAAGAAGCGCUGGUUCCUGCUUACCCACAAUUCCCUGGACUACUAUAAGAGCUCAGAGCGUAACGCCCUGAAGCUGGGGACGCUGGUGCUGAACAGCCUCUGCUCAGUGGUUCAGCCGGACGAGAAGGUCUUCAAAGAGACCGGAUACUGGAACGUGAUCGUGUACGGCCGUAAACACUCAUACCGACUCUACUGCAAGCUGCUGACUGAAGCCACGCGCUGGGCCAACUCCAUCCAGAACGUUAUUGAUACCAAAGCUCCCAUCGACACGCCCACCCAGCAGCUCAUCCAGGACAUCAGGGAGAACUGUCUGAACUCUGAGGUCGUGGAGCAGAUCUACAAGAGGAACCCCAUCCUGCGCUUCAGUCACCAUCCUCUGCAUUCACCGCUGCUGCCGCUGCCCUACGGGGACAUCCAUCUCACCACUCCAAGAAGCAGAAGCUACACAACCUUGCAGGAUGAGGCCCUCAAGGUGUUCAGCUCUCUGCAGCACCUGGAGGGUGUGGCUGACCCUGUGCCCAUCAUCCAGGGCAUCCUGCAGACGGGCCAGGAGCUCAAACCGCUGCGAGAUGAGCUCUACUGCCAGCUCGUCAAGCAGACCACACGGCCGCCGCAGCCCGGCAGUCCCGGGAACCUGUGCAACUGGAAGAUCCUCGCCUGCAUGUCCUGCACCUUCGUCCCGACAAGAAGCAUCCUCAGAUAUCUCAAGUUCCACCUGAAGAGGACUCGUGAGCUCUUCCCCUGCUCCGAGAUGGAUCGUUACGCUGCCUUCACCCUCGACUCGCUGAGGAAGACUCGAGCCAGGGAGAACGUGCCAUCUCAGGAGGAGAUCCGCUGCAUCGUGGCCCGACAGGACAUGAGCACCACCGUCCACUGCCACGGAGGAGGCUCCUGCAAGAUCACAAUCAACUCACACACCACUGCAGGAGAGGUGGUGGAGAAACUGAUCCGCGGUCUGGCCAUGGAGGACAGCAGGAACAUGUUUGCCCUGUUUGAACACAACGACACCACAGAGAAAGCCAUCGAGAGCCGCACCGUGGUGGCUGACGUGCUCGCCAAGUUUGAAAAGCUUUCAGCGAGCGCAGAUGAAUGCAGCACCGGCUGGAAGUUUUACUUCAAACUCUACUGCUUCUUGGACACGGACAGCGUCCCCAAAGACAGCGUGGAGUUUGCCUUCAUGUUUGAACAGGCCCAUGAAGCUGUCAUCCGUGGUCAGUAUCCAGCUCCUGAGGAGACUCUUCAGUUCCUGGCUGCUCUGAGACUUCAGUACUUACUGGGUGACCAGAACUCCCAGUCCACCAUCCCUGAAAUGUCCCAGGUGUUCCCCAUGUCUCGACUGCGUGCCCGGGUGCAGAACUCGGCUAAGACAUUCGCUCCGGGCACCGGAUCGGUGGCUGACCGCUCGGGCACGGUGGAGAGGAAACGCUCGAGUUUCCUGGAGGGAACACUGAGGCGGAGCUUCAGGAGCGGCUCGUUGAGUCGGCAGAAGCUGGAAGAGGAGAACAGCCUGGAGGCCUGGAUGAGGGAGGAGGCAGCAGCGGUGAGAACCAGCGUGAUGGACAAAUGGAAGAAGCUGCAGGGGAUGAACCAGGAGCAAGCUAUGGUCAAAUACAUGGCACUGGUGAAGGAGUGGCAGGGAUACGGAUCUACUUUGUUUAAUGUCGAGUGUCGUGACGGCAUGUUCCCCUCUGAGCUGUGGCUGGGUGUGAGCCGGGAGGCCAUAUCGGUGUACAAACGAGGGGAGCCGUGGCCUCUGGAGGUGUUCCCAUAUGAGCAGAUACUCUCCUUUGGAGCUCCGCUGCCCAACACCUACAAAAUCACUGUGGAGGGCCGAGAGCUGGUCUUUGAAACCCAAAUGGUGAUGGACAUCGCCAAGCUGAUGAAGGCCUACAUCAGCAUGAUCGUCAAAAAGCGCUACAGCAACUGUCAGUCCGUCAGCAGCCAUGGCAGCCACUGUAGCGCCUGGUGAACUCCGCCCUUUAACCCUUGACCCCGUAGCUACGUGCCAGAGUGCAGCUGGAGGGCCAAGCGUGGCCGUGCCGGCCGUCCAUCCUCUGCACUCUCGAGCGUGUCCCGACAGACUGACUCUGAAUGCUGGAGAGAAGAAGAAGAAACACAGAAUGCUCUUAAUGGAAAGUAGCUCAACUUAUUUUGAACUGGUUUCUUUUCAAAACCCUAAACAUCCACCCACCC